This is a messenger RNA of Eimeria maxima, 357 nucleotides long. RefSeq lists its product as hypothetical. Lineage: Eukaryota; Apicomplexa; Conoidasida; Eucoccidiorida; Eimeriidae. The coding region runs from base 1 to 357 and encodes 118 amino acids. The transcript has a single exon. The record is from RefSeq and is a predicted model, not a curated record.
AUGUUCUUCUCUUCAUCGAGGAAACAGAACGAAACGGACUCGGCCUCUGCCGCUUCUCCGUCAGGAAAGCAGACACCAUCAUCAACAGACUCAUCAGGUAUUGUAGGUAUUCUCUUGUUUAAUCCAACACUUCUUCCUGAGGAAUACGAGCAACAAGAAGACGAAGGAUCUUCUCCUUCCGAUUCAAAAGGAUCAGAGGAUAAUGAGGAGGAAGAAACAGGAACGUAUGAUGGUCUAACGAAGGAGGAAAGGGAACAAGAGGCAAAAAUUGUCUUCAGUUAUCCAUCAGAUAGGGAACCAGAGGAAAGAAGAUGUCAGGCAGGGCUAAUCGAGGGUUUAUUGAUGUUUAUAAAGUAA